Molecule: messenger RNA, 5426 nt
Organism: Sphaeramia orbicularis (orbiculate cardinalfish)
Lineage: Eukaryota; Metazoa; Chordata; Actinopteri; Kurtiformes; Apogonidae
Gene: fbxw2
Product: F-box and WD repeat domain containing 2
Exons: 8
Coding region: 427-1791 (454 amino acids)
Molecular function (GO): protein binding
Source: RefSeq, a predicted model, not a curated record
CUUUGCAAACUUGCUGUUUUCGUCUUAUAUUUCAGAAAUACCCGGCGUCCCCUCCUCUGUGACGUCUGUAAGACAAAGUUGAGGGUUAAAUGUCCUGAGAGCGAAUGGAUAGCGUUCCCAUUAUCUUUUGGUUUUCAUGCUGUCAGAUCUUUCCAUCCCUCUUCUUUACUACAUAAAACUCUAAAACGUGUAAAAUACUCGCUAGAAACACUGUGUUAUCUACAAUAUAAUCGAGUUUUCUCAUCAUGGUGGUUAGCUAACCUUAGCCUCGAAGCUAGUUUCCUUGGACAAUCCUUUCAACUUGCUUGCUGACAGCCAGGUUAGCUUACGACAGCUAACUUCGCUAUGUGAAGUAACCAAGCCAAGAAAAGUGGUGAUAAAGAAGCUCUGCAACUCUCUGGUGUUGCAGGUUGCUCUCAUGUGCCCAUGGAGAAGGCGGCCUUUGAGGGGUGGCUGGAGUCGGUCUCCGCCACUUUCCUUACACUGAGCGACCAGCAGAGGAACCAGUCUCUGGAUCAUCUCAUCUCUCUGAGUGGAGCCGCUCAGCUGCGUCAUCUGUCUAAUGGGCUGGAGACGCUGCUCAAGCGUGACUUCCUGCGUCUACUUCCUCUGGAGCUGGCCUUCUACCUGCUGCGCUGGCUCGACCCGCAGACCCUGCUCACCUGCUGCCUGGUGUGUAAACAGUGGAAUAAGGUGAUAAGCUCGUGCACAGAGGUGUGGCAGGGUGUGUGUCGAGAGCUGGGCUGGAGGAUCGAUGAGUCCAUUCAGGAUGCGUCACACUGGAAGGGGGUCUACCUGAAGGCCAAACUGAGGAUGAUGCAGCUGAAGGACCAGGAGGCCUUCGAGACGUCCUCCCUCAUAGGACACAGCGCUCGCGUCUAUGCUCUCUACUAUAAGGACGGCCUCCUGUGCACAGGGUCUGACGACCUCUCUGCCAAAUUAUGGGAUGUGCGCACCGGGCAGUGCAUUUAUGGCAUCCAGACACACACCUGCGCCACAGUGAAGUUUGAUGAGCAGAAGCUUGUGACUGGGUCCUUCGACAACACCAUUGCAUGCUGGGAGUGGAGCACGGGGGCAAAAAUCCAGCAGUUCCGUGGCCACACAGGAGCAGUCUUCAGUGUGGACUACAACGAUGAGCUGGACAUUCUGGUGAGCGGCUCUGCAGACUUCUCUGUGAAGGUCUGGGCUCUGUCCGCUGGAGCCUGUCUCAACACUCUGACUGGACAUACCGAGUGGGUGACCAAGGUGAUCCUCCAGAAAAGUGAAGUAGAGUCUGUGGUUCACAGUCCUGGUGAUUACAUCCUCCUAAGUGCUGAUAAGUAUGAGAUUAAGGUCUGGCCUUUAGGCAGGGAGAUCAAUUGUAAAUGCCUGAAGACUCUGUCGGUGUCGGAGGACCGCAGCAUCAGCCUCCAGCCUCGCCUGCAGUUUGACGGACGCUACAUCAUCUGCAGCUCCGACCUGGGGGUUUAUCAGUGGGACUUUGCCAGCUUUGAGAUUCUCAGGGUGAUAAAAACCCAGGACCCAGCUAACCUGUCCCUGCUCAGUUUUGGCGAGGUGUUUGCUCUUCUUUUCGAUAACCACUUCCUGUAUGUGAUGGACCUGAGGACAGAGGUGAUCUCGGGCCGCUGGCCUCUGCCGGCCUACAGGAAGUCCAAAAGGGGAUCCAGCUUCUUGGCCGGCGUGACAUCAUGGCUCAACGGCCUGGACGGGGGCAAUGACUCUGGACUGGUGUUCGCCACGAGCAUGCCCGACCAUAGCAUUCAUUUAGUUCUGUGGAAGGAAAAUGGAUAAAGGAAAACAAGGAACCUGAACUUCUUGGCCGUUGGAACCGGCUCUUAAAUCUAUGAACCUGAACAGCCAAGAUAGAUGCAUGGACCAAAGCAUUUUGUUCUAUUUUUUUUUUCUGUUUCUUCCUCACACAAAUAUCAACAUUAAGAGAUGGAAGUGGAAAGCACAGCAUCACUGAUGUGCUACGUUCAACGUCUAGUCCCUCUUCUGAUCUUGGACAAACACAGGAGACAGAAGAACAAACUAGUAGAAACCCAAGUCAUGUUCAUAACAAUUAAAGAGAAAAACAAACUGGCAUCUGAAGAACCCAAAUAUAAACACAACUUUAGACAUUCUCCUGGAGUUACUGCAUCUUUGAAAAUCACUCACUUUAACUUGGAAACAUUUUUGGCAAAUUAGUACUUCGGUCCAGUACGUGGAUGCCCCCAUUUGGCAUAAAAACAUCAUCAUAAACAUACUGAGACAACAUAACGUGCUGCGCACUUUUAAUAUCCCUUGGCCAAAUAUAGUGGAAGAUUCUGUUGAAAGUUACUGCCCUAUAAUUGACAUUAGAUUGUCUUUGUGUGAAUUUGGUGCAGAAAUCUCAAUGUAUUUUUCAGACAAUGUGAUUACGUGGUUGAAAGGACAUGUUACCAUUUGUCCACGAAAAGCAGGUCAAGGUGACCUAUUUUCAGUAGGCUUCUGCUCCAUGCCAAGAUGUAGGGCUGGGCGAUAUGGAAAAAAUCAUAUUGUGUUGAAUUUUUUCAUAUCAGACGAUAUCGAUAUACAUCACGAUAUAAAUCAAAUCACUAUUUUUGUCAAGCUUAAAUUUUCCAUUACACUUAAGUUAGUUGUGAAGAUGUCAGAAGGUUGUUUUUGCUUUAAAUAGGAUUUAUUUUCUGUCAGAGGUUGAACAUGACAGAUGUGCUGAAGAGCAUAAAUGUUUCAGAUAAAUAAAACAGGUACAUAUAUUUAAAACUAAAUUAAAAGUCUGACCAGCAGGCAAAAGCUUUCAAGUUUUAAAAGAGAACACAAACAAAACAAACCGACUUCACCUAACAAUGCUAGGGGUGUAUAUGUGGGGGUGCGUUCCUUAACUGCCGUAACUGGAGUAAACCGAAAAUGAAACUUAACGUACUUUGAGCGUCUUACUCCUGGCUUCUAUACUUCUCUUGUUCUCCGGAACCCAAACGGUUCGCACCAUACUUUUCAGUAACCCUGUCGCCUGAGUUCUCGGUCACAUUUUCUCCCAAGGGAACACUCAUUACCUCCCGCUCCAGCCCAAACAUUAGUGUGUGUGCUGCAGCUGCUUUUAUGCCUGUGCUAUGUCCGUCAACCUAACUUGACGUGGCCCUAGUGUGAUUGGUUCGGUGCAGCGCUACUUAAUUAUGAUUGGCUGUUCUUAUGAAGUCUAUUGAAAUUGUAUCGAGCAUGUCUCAUAUUUCUAUUGAGGGAAAGUUAUUUUGCGAUAUAUAUUGUUAUUGUUUUAUCGCCCAGCCCUAUCAAGAUCCAUCCACAGAAUAAAUUUGGUGCAGAUAUAUCAAUGUAUUCUUCAGACAAUGCAGUUACGUUGUUGAAUGGACAGACAGACAGACGACAAAACAAUUAUAAUACCCCUUUGGUCCAAAGUUGGCCGGAAGAUAGAAAACCACAGAGCUGUGUGGAAAUCUGUACCGUUCAUAAUCUGAGCUCUUUGAUUUGUAAUGAAUAAUUCACAGAAUUGAACUUCCACAAUCAAAUAUGAUAAAACUCAGGGCUCCUCAUUAACAUUUAUCUUCCUCAUCCCAGAACUGUCCAGAAAAAUUUUCCAAAUCACCUUGAAUCAUUGUGGUCCAGUAUCAAUUUUUACAACUGGUCAAAAAAAUUCAACUUACUUUCAGAGGUUCUGUAUGUGAAGUUUGCCUUUUGUGUUGUAGUCUCCAUUAUCAUAUGCCAACAUUAUUUCAGUCGCAUCUGAAGUCAUGUGGCGUACAGCCAGUACAAACAGUAGUGCAUAAACAGAAGAUGAUAACAUUGCACUUAAUAUCAGUUAAUGUUAGAAUUAUACUACUAACUCAUCUCAUUGUUUCUUGGUUUGGCUGAACUUAUUGUUUAUCACAGUGCAACAUAAAACAGGUUUCCUUUCUCUCAACUCUAGUCUCAAAUUUGACCCAAAUUAAUUCACAUCAUCCCUGAUUGUGAUUGGUUCCAGGACAAUAGGACAUGUUUAAGGUGGAGCCCUGAAUCUAAACAUUAAGACCAUCAUGGCGUUUAGUUGCAGAAAUUCCAGCCUAUGAAUCUCAUUAUAUUAGCUGUGGGUAAAUAACACUACAACACAUAUUUUCUCAACUUGAUAAAGAUGUAAAAAAAAAAAAAAGAUCAAACUGGUCACCCAGCUAAUUUGCCAAAAAGUUAGUUUCCUUCCACAAAAGCAGGGUUGCCUUAAACACAGCUGUUGUAAAUAGCGGAGGACAUCUCCUUUGACGUCAGAUUGUGACUUCACAGGGGAGGUUUUCACCGAGCGUCCCAGUGGAAGCUGCACACUGACCUGUAUUUUGAAAAGUGGUUUGGUACACUCAGUCGGUGGACAAUGUGAAAUAUUGUGAGAUUUCAUGUUAAUUCCACUGCUUUUUCUACGGGAUGUGUGAUUUAAAUGUCCGCUUGAGAGAUGUGAUGUGCCUUUUCAGUUCAUUUGAUGUUACGGACUACAAUUCCUCCAUGACUCGGGCACAUUGCAGCGAGGUGAUGAACUGCAUCGUAGCUCCUACCUUUACGUUGGACUCGCCAUAUUUACUGUGCUCUAACAGUCUAUAAGAUGUCUGUAAUUUUAUAGCUACCUACCUGACAUGACUUGCUCAGUGAAUCGCUUUUAUGAUUUGUUGACCGUGUUAAACAUCAGGUUUAUUUUUCUUAAGGCCUCAGCCCGUUGCACAGCGGACAGUGACUGGGUUUGUGCAAGAUGACUAUUUUAGACUUCAAAGAAAAUUUUAACUAACAUAAUAAGAGAAAUGCUCUGAAAUCUCCUUUAAAUCAUCUCCGAGUUCUGCUUCUGCUGCGAGUUUGAGUCCUUUAACUCAUGGGUGGAUUGAGUUUUCUUUGAUGUCUUCCUUUUAUGGAGCCAAUUUCCUUCCAAACAGAAAAAGUUUUAGAAAUGCCCUGUGAUUCAUCAACAGUUUGGUUUGCAAAUACAAAACCCGACUAUCAAACGAACAGAACUUAUUUCUAAAACUUCACACUUCAGACACACCCAGCUUAGAAGUACAAUAAUAUCACCAUUUUCUAAGUAAUUCACCCUCCACAACAGCAGGUGGUGCUAUUUGUAGAAAUGGAUUGAUCUAGUGUAGUUCACUGAAAGUGUUACGCCUGAAUAAGGUGAAUAUUUCUGUCAUGUGAAAAACCAACAACUUGCGAGCUGCAACCAAGUGCAAAACAACUUCAAUCACAAUUUCACUAAUAAUCCUGUCAGUGGGUGCGUAUUUUACUCGUAUCUUCCUCCUGCUGCCUGUGUGUUCAUUUUUCAAUGUCACCCUCCGUACAUAAAACAGCUACACCUCUGAGAUGAAACUCCAGUGGAAAUGGAUGUGAUGAAGCCUUUUAUCUUUUUAGGGGAUGUUUUCCUUUGUGGGGAUUUAUUCAUUUUAAUUCAGUGUCUUAAUUCAUUAUGUGUAAAUGUAAAAAAA